GUAAAAAUAGCUUAAGGGAUAAAAUUGGACUAAACUUUCGAUUUAUAAGAUUGAUAUCAUAUUGCGAAGCAUAUUUUGUAAAUUAUGGUGUUAUAUUAUUAAUACCUAUACAGAUUAUUCUAACGAUAUUUACAGCAAUAUUGCAACGUUUCAUGUUAAUAUUGCAGUAACAUUUCAAUGUUGUAAUGUUAUUGCAAUAUUUUGUACUGCAUGGAUAUUGGUAAAUGAUUGAUCCAUUUUGCUUUAAAUUUUUAUGAGAUGAGUGACGUGUGCGUACUUUCUUUCAAACGGCGCGACAUAUACCGAGAAUUUCUUUUAUAUCUUUUAAUAGCUGAGAGAGAAUCCAUAUUUAUGUUUUGUCUAUCAGUUUUGUCGUAUCAAUUUCUUUGUCAACUAACUAAAGGAGCUACGUGAUGCGUACUGGUAUUUCGAUUAGGACAAAGAGGUUUAGAAAGUCGUGAACCAUUGCUAGAAAGAGUCGCGAAGAGAAUUAUGAUUUAUAACCGCAAUGUAAAAACGAGUUCCUUCAAUAAGAAGAAAUAAAAGAUGGAGCUGUCCCGUGUUAAACGGUGGUCUCAAUAUUUAGCAGCGAUUACAGCUACCUUAUCGCUGGCAGCUACCGGAUCUCACAUAGGCUGGACGUCACCCAUCUUGCCAAUACUGAAGUCAACUGAUUCCCACGUCCCCAUAACGUCUGACGACGCUUCUUGGAUUGCUUCUUUUUAUCUUUUGGGUACCAUUCCCGGAUGCAUCGUGGCGGCCUUAAUCGUAGAUCGAUUAGGUCGGAAGAUAAGCCUGCUGCUAAGCGGCAUACCUCUGACUCUCUCAUACAUUCUGAUCAUUAAAGCGCAGAAUCCUUACGUUCUUUACGCUGCUCGCGGUAUCGGUGGUAUCGGCCAAGGCAUAGCGUACGUCAUCUGUCCGAUGUACAUCGGCGAAAUCGCCGAUAAGGAGAUUAGAGGUACCCUCGGUUCCUUCAUCAAGCUGAUGGUAACCUUCGGAGAAUUAUAUGCUCAUGCAAUCGGACCAUUUGUCUCGUAUUGGAUACUUGGUUACAGCUGCCUGGUGAUCCCGCUGAUAUUUUUUCUUAGCUUUCCUUGGAUGCCCGAAUCACCGUAUUAUUUAUUAAUGAAGAAUCGCCCAAAGAACGCAAUGAUAAGUCUGAAACGUCUGAAGCGCUGCAUUUCCAACGAUCAACUGGAGACGGACUUGGAACAAAUACAGAAGACAGUUGUCCGAGAUCUCAGCGAUCGUGGCCGAUUCUGGGAUCUGUUCGACACGCCUGGUAACAGACGCGCGGUCAUUAUCAGCAUCGGCCUGCAACUGAUACUUCAGUUCAGUGGUAUCGCUGCGGUUGAGUCAUACACUCAGGAGAUUCUCGAAGAAGGCGAUGCACAUCUGCCUGCGAGUUCCUCUGUCAUCCUGUUAAGCGUGCUUCAAUUGAUCGCUGGUCUCGGAGCUGUGAUUCUGGUUGACAAACUAGGUAGACGACCAUUACUCAUUACCACUUCUCUUCUAGCUGGAAUUGCGCUGACCAUCACUAGCGUCUUCUACCUCGUAAAGUUCCAAUUCGGAGUGAAUACAACUGGAUACGGAUGGCUGCUUCAUUUCUCCGUGAUAUUUUAUGAGUUGAUCAUCGCUCUGGGCCUGAAUCCGCUACCCUACAUGAUGCUUGGCGAACUAUUUCCGACGAACGUCAAAGGCGCCGCUGUGUCGUUGGCCAAUGUAGUAUCUUCGUUGCUAGCCUUCAUCGUCUCCAAGAUGUAUCAAGUAAUCUCCGACAAUUGGGGAGUGUACGCAGCCUUCGGCUGGUUCGCUGCCAGCUGCUACGUCGGCGUAUUCUUCAUUAUGCUGAUCGUCCCCGAAACUAAAGGCAAGUCCUUGCUAGAAAUUCAGGAAGAGCUUAACUGUAAGAAAAAGAAGAAGAAAAGCGCAUCAUACGAACUGAAAAUAAAUACGAUUUCUUAGAUCGAUAGAUGCAAGUAAGACCGCGAUGCUUAUGAAGAAUUCUCGAUAAUUUUUAAAUGAUAAAAAUAAGCAAUGCGCGUUCCUCGAUUACAGAAUAUUUGACAGGGAACUUCGAAACUGAUCGCUCUUCCAGUUAUAUGUCCAGAUCGAUAAAAGCGAACGAGAGAUAUUUUCAACAAUCAUCGAUAAGAUUAAUUAUAAUAUUUGCACUGAAAAUAAGAGUCUGAUAAUAGCUAUCAAAUGUUGA
Molecule: messenger RNA, 2215 nt
Organism: Acromyrmex echinatior (Panamanian leafcutter ant)
Lineage: Eukaryota; Metazoa; Arthropoda; Insecta; Hymenoptera; Formicidae
Product: trehalose transporter 1-like protein
Biological process (GO): transmembrane transport
Cellular component (GO): membrane
Molecular function (GO): transmembrane transporter activity
Source: RefSeq, a predicted model, not a curated record